AUGGCGGGCCCGUGGCGGACGCUGAGGAGGGCGCGGGGUUGGGCGGCCCUGGCGGGACUGCGGGCGAGGCCGGACAAGUUCGGGGGGGUGAGCGUGGACUUGGGCGAGCUGCGCGGCUCCCCGCGGCUGGAGCGGGCCGCCUUCGGGCGGUGGCUGCGGGAGUCCGUGUCUCAGUGGCGGGAUGAAGGCCGUGUUGCUGUCUGGCUCCGUGUGCCCAUCCUCCAGAGCAGCCUUGUGGCAGUGGCUGCUUCCCAAGGCUUUGCUUUCCACCAUGCUGAGCAGGGCUCAUCCACCCUGACCCUGUGGCUGGGAGAGGGGCCCAGCAGGCUGCCAGGGUUUGCCACACACCAGGUGGGGGUUGCAGGUGCUGUUCUAGAUGAAAGCACUGGAAAGGUGUUGGUUGUACAAGACAGAAAUAAGACUAUAAACGCAUGGAAAUUUCCAGGAGGUCUGUCUAAUCCAGGAGAAGACAUUGACACAGCAGUUCGAGAGGUUUUUGAAGAGACUGGCAUCAAGUCAGAGUUCAAGUCCAUCCUAAGUAUCAGGCAGCAACACGAACACCCCGGAGCCUUUGGGAAGUCAGACAUGUACGUCAUCUGCCGCAUGGAGCCCUCCUCCUUCCACAUCAGUUUCUGCCAGCACGAGUGCCUCCGGUGUGAGUGGAUGGACCUGGAGGAGCUGGCCAGGACAGAAAACACCACGCCCAUCACCAGCAACGUGGCCAAGCUCUUACUGUUCGGGUACCGGGAAGGGUUUGAUAGGAUUGACAUAACCAUGAGGGAGUUCCCAGCUGUCUACACAGGCCUGUUCUACAAACUCUACCACAGGGAGCUGCCCGAGUCCUACAGAAACAUGACGUGUUAG
This is a messenger RNA of Cinclus cinclus, 864 nucleotides long. RefSeq names its product nudix hydrolase 6 (gene NUDT6). Gene Ontology annotation, molecular function: ADP-ribose diphosphatase activity; NAD binding; NADH pyrophosphatase activity. Bases 1 to 864 code for a protein of 287 amino acids. NCBI's taxonomy places the organism in Eukaryota, Metazoa, Chordata, Aves, Passeriformes, Cinclidae. The transcript is spliced from 5 exons. The record is from RefSeq and is a predicted model, not a curated record.